AUGAGCGUCUCGAGAAACAUCGCUGACGUCCUCCAGCGCGUCGCGAGCGCGUGCGCGCGAAGCGGUCGGGAUGGUGGAUCCGUGAGAGUGGUCGCCGUGAGCAAAACAAAGCCGAGCGACGCGGUCAAGGCGUGUUACGAUGCGGGACAUCGUUCGUUCGGUGAAAACUACGUGCAAGAGUUGAUCGAUAAGGCGCCGACGCUUCCGGAUGACGUGCGAUGGCACUUCGUCGGACACUUGCAGAGUAACAAGGCGAAGGCGUUGUUGGAGGGGGUACCGUCGUUGGCGAUGCUGGAGACGAUCGAUAGUGAGAAAUUGGCGAAUAAGGUGAACAACGCCGUUCCAGAGCGCCGGGCGAACGCGCUCGACGUCAUGGUGCAGGUGAACACGUCGGGGGAGGAGAGUAAGCACGGAUGCGAACCCGCGGAUGCAGUGAAAUUGGCGAGACACAUCGUCGAUAACUGCCCGCGAUUGCGUUUCGCGGGACUGAUGACGAUCGGGAUGCCCGACUACACGUCCAGGCCGGAGUGCUUUGAGACGCUCGUAGAGUGUCGGCGACAGGUGUGCGCCGAGCUCGGGCUCGAUGAGAGCGCGUGCGAGCUCAGCAUGGGUAUGAGCGGUGAUUUUGAACAGGCGAUCGAGAUGGGGAGCACGAACGUUCGAGUCGGGAGCACAAUCUUUGGCGCGCGAGAGUACCCGAACAAGGCGUGA
Ostreococcus tauri is the source of this 711-nucleotide messenger RNA. Its product is annotated as Alanine racemase, N-terminal. The record is from RefSeq and is a predicted model, not a curated record. Gene Ontology annotation, molecular function: pyridoxal phosphate binding. The coding region runs from base 1 to 711 and encodes 236 amino acids. The transcript has a single exon. Gene Ontology annotation, cellular component: intracellular anatomical structure. NCBI's taxonomy places the organism in Eukaryota, Viridiplantae, Chlorophyta, Mamiellophyceae, Mamiellales, Bathycoccaceae.